Angiostrongylus costaricensis is the source of this 762-nucleotide messenger RNA. Lineage: Eukaryota; Metazoa; Nematoda; Chromadorea; Rhabditida; Metastrongylidae. The record is from the annotation of a GenBank genome assembly.
AUGUCGAAGAAUAUCAAGACGCCAACAAAUCAAAAGCUGCUUACUAAUGUCGCAGUAGUCCGUUUGAAAAAAAUGGGAAAACGUUUCGAGAUUGCUUGCUAUAAAAACAAGGUUGUCAACUGGAGAAAUAAAAGCGAAAAAGACAUUGACGAAGUUCUUCAAACUCACACCGUAUUUUCAAACGUGUCGAAAGGACAAGUGGCAAAGAAAGAUGAGUUGACUGCAGCAUUCGGCACUGACGAUCAACUGGAAAUCUGUAAAUUGAUUCUGGAAAAAGGUGACUUGCAAGUAUCCGAGAAGGAGCGCCAGGCGGCAACAGAUCAAUCGUUGAAGGAGGUUUCUCAGCUGAUUGCUUCAAUGGUUGUGAAUCCUGAAACGAAACGUCCUAUACCACCAUCUGUAAUUGAGAAAGCUCUUCACGAACUUCACUUCUCUCUUAAGCCAAACAGAAAUGCGAAGCAGCAGGCAUUGGAAGUUAUUCCAAAACUGAAGGAAACGAUUCGUAUUGAACGCGCAAAGAUGAGAAUUCGUAUAUCUAUGCCUUCACAUGAAGCCAAAAUCACACACGGUCGACUGAAAGCUCUCUUUUCCGAGUUAGAAAUGGAAGAUUGGGCCGAAGGAGGACUUGAGAUGGUGGGCCUUAUUGAACCCGGAAGUUUCCGCACUACAGAUGAAUUGGUUCGAAACGAAAGCAAAGGUCAUGGACGGCUUGAAAUUCUUAGUUUGAAGGACGUGCGUGAUGGAGAGAUAGAAAUUUCGUGA